Messenger RNA from Dromaius novaehollandiae (emu), 2996 nucleotides. RefSeq names its product forkhead box N1 (gene FOXN1). Gene Ontology annotation, biological process: regulation of transcription by RNA polymerase II. Gene Ontology annotation, molecular function: DNA-binding transcription factor activity, RNA polymerase II-specific; transcription cis-regulatory region binding. The coding region runs from base 376 to 2343 and encodes 655 amino acids. NCBI's taxonomy places the organism in Eukaryota, Metazoa, Chordata, Aves, Casuariiformes, Dromaiidae. The record is from RefSeq and is a predicted model, not a curated record. The transcript is spliced from 9 exons.
AGACUCUAUACUGCUGAGCCUCCACUCUCUCUGCAGGGCUGUUUGAAUGACCUAAUCUUGUCCUGGAGCAGCAGCACGCCGUUUUGCUUCAGUAGAAAGGUAAGAGGAAACCUCUGACAACUUCGUACAGCUUUUUAGAAUUCAGCCGUGAAAGCCAAACGGAAGGGGGAGCAGAACUCUUUUGCCUUGCCUCAUCUAUUUAACCUGAAGUCCCUGAGGCUGACUUUGAAGAACUUCAGGCUGCGGGAAGGGGAAGGUCAGCACCUACAUCCCGUUCCUCGGCAACUCCUAUAGGUAUUUAUCAGCUGCAAGUGAAGAGUAUCAAGCGAAGGAGUCAAGAAAACACCAGGAUUUCUAUCUGACGUGGAUUUGAUAAUGGUUUCACUACUCCAAGAUCAAUCUAAUAUUAAGUUCUCCUCUUCGGACACUGUGGAAAGGGACCAACAAGAAGACCUCAUGAAGACACAGGGAGAUUCAGGAUCCCCAGUUCAGCAAAUUGAUAAUCCCAGUUAUAACUGCCAAUCAUAUGACCCAGACAGCAGGACGGAAAGGAAGAGUUCAGAGUCUUCUCACAGCCCCAGCCCUGCUUCUCCAGUCCAGGAUCACAUUCAUGGGAGAUAUCCUACAAGCCAAGGAAUUCACUGUGGCAAGAACAAAUUUAAGGCCACUUUCAGCACUGAAAAAUUCAGAAGGUACAGUUACGAGGAAAGUACUGUAGGAAAUUACGACAGGUUUCUCAAGAGCAGCAGAAACCCCUUUCACCCUUACAAGAGGCAGAUCAGUGAAGAUGUCUUCCAGGAAGCACAUCAAGCCCUCCAACCAGAAGGUCCACCCUUCAAAAAUGCUAGAAGCAUUGAUGGUUUUGAGGGUCUACCUGGAUCUACAGGCACUAAUGAGUCAGAGUCAUUUCCUACACAUAUUCCAAACAUCUCCACAGAACAAACAUGGUGUAACAACCUCCAAUACAGCAUCAGAAGUCAAGAUCACGGUUCACAAGUCAUGCAGGAUUCAGACAUCAAACUUAGGACAUCCCCACUGGAAGGACAACCUGGUCUAUAUUGUUAUCAGCCUCAAGUGCAGCAGAUGUAUUGCCCUUCACAUCCUUUCCACCAGUAUCCCUCGGGAGGCAGCUAUCCUGUGACUUAUAUUACUUCUUCACACUACCCUUACCAAAGAAUUGCUCCUCAAAGCAGUCAAGAAUCCCAACAGCCUCUAUUUCCCAAACCCAUCUACUCCUACAGCAUCCUGAUCUUCAUGGCACUCAAAAACAGCAAGACAGGAAGUUUGCCAGUCAGUGAGAUUUACAAUUUCAUGACAGAACACUUUCCUUACUUUAAGACAGCUCCAGAUGGCUGGAAGAAUUCUGUACGCCACAACUUAUCUUUGAACAAAUGCUUUGAGAAAGUUGAAAACAAGUCAGGCAAUUCUUCUCGGAAAGGCUGUCUGUGGGCUCUGAAUCCAGCCAAAAUUGAUAAGAUGCAGGAGGAGCUUCAGAAAUGGAAGAGGAAAGACCCAGUUGCUGUAAGGAAGAGUAUGGCAAAGCCAGAAGAACUUGACACACUGAUAGGCGAUAAAAGUGAAAAGCUGAGAUCUUCAGUCAUGUCCUGCAGUCCAACUGGUGUUGCAAGUGCAUCCCUUUCCAGGCAGAUGGCAGUCCAGUCCCAUUCUUUAUGCGAGCCCUCUCUUUCCUCGGGUAUUCCGCAGCCAUUACACACUAUCCAUACAUCAGGAGCUCUACACGUCAAGAACCCCUUACCAAAUUUGCUUGGAGGGCAGCAAACUGCAUGCUAUACAUCACCACAGGGUUUUCCUCAAAUCUCAAGUACAUUAAUGCAACAGUCAUCUGACCCUCAGACCCUGUUCCCUUCUGGGGAAACUCAAAAUGAACUUAGGAGUCAACCCAGCAUCACCCAGGAUUCUCCACUGCCUGCUCAGACUCCCCCCAUCUGUGGCGUGAAGAUGCUGGCAGAGCACUCUACAGCCAGGACAAUGCAGGACACACUCAUGCAAGAAGGCGACCUCAGCAACGAUAUCGAUGCUCUUAAUCCAUCCCUGACUGAUUUUGACCUCCAAGGAAAUCUCUGGGAGGAGCUGAAAGACGACAGCCUCGCUGUGGAUCCCUUAGUUCUCAUUUCAUCAUCCCCAACGUCUUCUCAGUGUUUCCCUUCUCAUUGCCAGAUGGAUAACAGCAGCAGCAAUAAUGUCAGCAUCCAAAAUGGAACUCCACACAGCAGCUUACCUGAUGUACAGCUCACUACUCUUUACUCUGCCUUUAUGGAACUGGAUACAGUAUCUCCUGCCUACUUAAGUAAUUCUGGAUCCAAACCUAUAGCACUAAUGUGAACCCCAUACCAACUUAAUUGUGGUUAUUUUGUCCAAAUACAGCCUUAACAAUCACACACAUUUACCUAUUCUGAUCUACAUCAGCUACAAAUGCUGAAACUGUGUGCUUCUGAAUAAGAAUGAUCUUUCUCCAGAACUCAUCUGCAGGAUAUGUAGCUUUACUAUAUAACUUUCUGCUAACGGAUACUAAAAAAUUUGAAAACACUACCUAAGGACAAAAUUUGUUAAUGGCUACAUUGGUCAACACCAUUUUAAUCAAGCCAUCCAUCUUCUGCAUCUUACUGAAACAAAUGACUAUAAGAAUAAAACAAAUGAUUGACAGAUUUUUAUGAAAGCUGCUUGCAAAUGAACAUAGAUGUCAAGGCAAACAAAAAAUCUCUCUAACUUAUUUCCUGAUGCCAUUGAUGUCAACAACAUCUGCUACAGACCACUACAAAAUAUCCACGUAUCAAAAACAUUUAUAGUCCCCUUGAAACAAGUUGUGGGUUUUCAGGAACAAGAACAUACACUGAAAAUUGUGCAACUAUUAGAAAAUAGAGGACUAGCUGCUUGGCAGACUAAAGUAAAGCAACAAAUAUACUUUAGUGGAAAGUUUUACUGUGUUUAAAAAGAAAUUUAAAACUCUGCUUUUUUAAUAAAAAAAUUUAGUAUAA